AUGACGGCUAAAGUCCCUCGAAACUUUCGCCUACUAGAGGAGCUGGAGAAGGGAGAGAAGGGAAUGGGCCCUGAGGCAUGCUCGUAUGGCCUAGCGGACGGUGACGAUUUGAUGAUGACGAACUGGAAUGGCACAAUCCUAGGCCCGCCACACAGCGUACACGAGAACCGGAUAUAUAGCGUCAACAUUCAUUGUGGAGAUCAAUACCCGGAUAUGCCCCCCACGAUCCAGUUUGUCUCACGAGUAAACCUGCCAUGUGUUGACCCAAAGACCGGCAAGGUUGACCCUUCCAGGCUUCCUUGCCUGGCCCAGUGGAAACGUGAGAAUACCAUGGAGACCGUGCUUCUUGAAAUCAGAAGAUACAUGGCGUUACCACAACACAAGAAGCUCCCUCAGCCACAGGAAGGGACUACCUUCUAA
Trichophyton rubrum CBS 118892 is the source of this 420-nucleotide messenger RNA. RefSeq lists its product as uncharacterized. Lineage: Eukaryota; Fungi; Ascomycota; Eurotiomycetes; Onygenales; Arthrodermataceae. Gene Ontology annotation, biological process: DNA damage tolerance; protein K63-linked ubiquitination. The transcript is spliced from 5 exons. Gene Ontology annotation, cellular component: nucleus. Bases 1 to 420 code for a protein of 139 amino acids. The record is from RefSeq and is a predicted model, not a curated record.